Messenger RNA from Pseudogymnoascus verrucosus, 2220 nucleotides. RefSeq lists its product as uncharacterized. Gene Ontology annotation, biological process: transmembrane transport. Lineage: Eukaryota; Fungi; Ascomycota; Leotiomycetes; Thelebolales; Thelebolaceae. Bases 1 to 2220 code for a protein of 739 amino acids. The record is from RefSeq and is a predicted model, not a curated record. Gene Ontology annotation, molecular function: transmembrane transporter activity. The transcript is spliced from 7 exons.
AUGGCCUCCCAAAACCCCACCGAAAAAUCCUCUAUCCACUCCCUCCCCAUCCCUGGUGCUGAUGCAGACAUCGAGCGCGCACAUGAACCCGAAUCCCCGCCCACCGGACGCCAAAUUCACGGUUUUCAAUGGUUCCUCGUCGUUGUCGCUGUCUUGAGCAGCAUGUUCAUGUACUCACUCGACGGCACUAUUGUGGCUGACCUCGUACCUUCGAUCGCCAACGAGUUCCACGCUGUGCCGCUUCUCCCAUGGCUCUCUGUUGGUUUCAUGGUCGGUUCCAUUGUCACGGUCUUGCCGCUGGGAAAGCUCUACGGAAAAUACAAUGCCAAACACCUAUAUCUUAUUUCUGUUGUGAUUUUCCUGGCUGCCUCGGCGCUGUGCGGUGCUGCACCAAAUAUGAGUGCCAUGAUUGUGGGCAGAGUAUUGCUUGGUAUGGCAGGAAACGGAAUUUACUUUGGCAUUCUGACGCUUCUGAGCGUACACACCGAUGAUACAGAGCGGCCAAUGUACCUCUCGAUGGUUGGUUUGAUCUGGGGUGUUGGCACAGUCCUCGGGCCUGUUGUUGGCGGUGGGUUUGACAAAGUCAAUUGGCGAUGGGCGUUCUACCUGAAUCUCAUAAUCGGCGGCCUAUUCGCUCCGGUCUACGUCUUCCUCCUCCCCGCCUUCGACCCGUCUCCGUCUACCUCCUUUGUUGCCCGUGGUAAGAACUUCGACCUUCUCGGCGCCACUCUCUCCAUUGCCUCAAUCCUCUGCCUUGUCAUGGCCAUCAACUUCGGAAAUGCCCUAUACGCCUGGGACAGCGCCCCCAUAAUCGUCCUUUUUGUCCUCGCUGGCGUUUUUCUCAUCCUCUUCGCCAUCCAGCAGAAACUCGCCCUGUUCACAACAAAAUCAGAGCGCAUGUUCCCCGCCCACCUCCUCCGUAGCAAGGAAGCUUGUCUUCUCUUUGUCGCGGCCGCUGGAUGCAAUGCUGCAGGAUUCCUGCCAGUCUAUUAUAUCCCUGUGUACUUCCAGUUCUCCCGUGGUGAUAACGCCCUGGAGGCUGCGGUGCGACUGCUGCCGCUGAUCAUCGUGUUGAGUGCGACUAUUAUGGCGCAGGGGUUCUUCAUGAGCAAGCUCGGGUAUUAUCAGCCUUGGUAUCUUGUUGGUGGUGCACUGUUGCUGGUGGGGGAUGUUUUACUUUCACGCAUUGAUGAGAACACGAAUGUUGCCAACAUCUACGGAUACGAGAUCCUCGUUGCCAUCGGCGCCGGUGCCUUCAUCCAGGCUGGUUACGCAACUAUCCAGACCGUUGUUCCUGCAUCUGAUACCUCAUAUGCCAUUGCCUUUAUGAUGCUCGCGCAAUUCAUUGGCAUCGUCUUUGGCCUCUCUAUCGGUGGCGCAAUCUUCAUCAACACCGCCUUAUCCUCCCUUCGUUCUCUCUUCCCCCUCCUCUCUGAGGCGGACCUUCGUGUCGUGAUCAGCGGCACCAGUUCAAAUGCCAUUGAGCUUAUUCCUGUGGCGCUCAGGGAUGACGCAGUGGCGGCUAUUGUAGGUAGUUUGAGAAAGUUGUUUAUCCCUGCGUAUGUUGCGGCGGCGGUGGCGCUUGUGGUGUCGGUGUUUAUCAACAUUGCUGAUGUGAUUCUCGAAUUACUUGAUGGGAAAGAGGUACAUAAUAACCAAUACGAAUUACAAAUCAGCGACUCGACACGCCAAGUUGCGCAAGAGCUGUAUAAUGAUGAUGGAAUCGACGCCGAGUAUAUUCACAUCUAUAUUCAUUGCAUGGAAAAGAUAGACGCGCUGCAUAGUGGGAGAGCCGUUCAUAGUGACAUCAAGCCAGACGUGUUCAUGAACUGCGCAUCAGUCAUGAUUGAUUUCAGCAGCUCAUGGUCCUGGGAAGAUGGAAAAGACGAGCCGUGCCUUGAUCCAUUUAGGCGGCGUCAAGGGCCGACGACCUUCGAAUCGCGCAGUAAGGGGGAACGAGACGGCUUUCGGUGGUCAGUGACAAACGAGCAUAAUGGGGAUGAUUUAUUGAGUCAUCCUAACCCUGGGGUUGUGUAUGUGCAAGAGUCUCGAUCACAUUUCCGCGAUCCAACGCUCCGUGAUCGCGUUCCAUUUCUGCGAGAUUGCCCACGUUGCCAACAAGCCGUGAAGGAAAUCAUUUCAUCAGCAGAUAUGUCAAAGCUAGAGCAAGCAGAGCGGGAGGCAGAGAUGACAACAGUCCAAAUAGUCUCUACGGAGUAG